AUGCCCUGCGCCUGGUGGCCGUUGCUUGUAGAUAACGAGAAGCAGCUUCCCUUUUCAUCCAAGUUGAUGAGAGGGCACAACAAAGAUCUUAAGAGAGAUCAAAAAGCCGCAAUCUGUGGUUUGGAACUCUAUUCCAUGGGAGCCUCCAUCCGUGCUGUGAUUAAGUAUCUUGACCAUAUUGACCCGAAGAUGGUAGUGGUUGCUAGGAGAGACACGGAGCACUCUAAUCACUGCAGAACCGAUAUGGUCAAGAUGUUGAGGGAGCUACUCAAGAAUAGAAUUGAGUACUCGUCCCACAUUGAGGAUGGAGAGGAGUUUCACAGCUCAGAGCAGAAUGUGCGGUUGGUUGCGGUUAGGUUCCCUUUACAAGAAGCAAAUAAGUAUUCUGACACUCGAAUAGAUGCAGAGGAGUACUACAAGGCCAUGUAUUUCAGCUCAGCUGAGUCCUGGAACUUCCGUGAUCCUCACAAGUUCGAGACUCUCCAGCGAAUCCUCGACCACAAAGGCAAAGGCGCAAAGGCGGUUGUUUGGGUUCGCAAUAGCCACCUUGGUAAUGCCAGAGCGAGUUCCAUGGGAUGGCACCGUAGUGAACUCAACCUCGGCCAGCUUGCUCGAAAGGCGGUACUCACACUGGAACUGUUGCAGCUGCGAAUGAGUGGGACGCUGACUUGCAGAUUAUGA
Messenger RNA from Hyaloscypha bicolor E, 681 nucleotides. RefSeq lists its product as uncharacterized. NCBI's taxonomy places the organism in Eukaryota, Fungi, Ascomycota, Leotiomycetes, Helotiales, Hyaloscyphaceae. Bases 1 to 681 code for a protein of 226 amino acids. Gene Ontology annotation, biological process: response to antibiotic. The record is from RefSeq and is a predicted model, not a curated record. The transcript is spliced from 2 exons.